Racocetra persica is the source of this 420-nucleotide messenger RNA. Lineage: Eukaryota; Fungi; Glomeromycota; Glomeromycetes; Diversisporales; Gigasporaceae. The record is from the annotation of a GenBank genome assembly.
AUGUCAACUAACGAAAAAAUAAUUGAACUAUUAAAGGAAAUUAAAGACGACUUAAAAGAAGUAAUUUUAAAUCCUAAAGUUGAGGCUAAAUGGUGGAAGGGACAAUGUUCUAGCGGUUGCUGUUCUGCUUAUCACAUGAAUAAAUUUGACUUAGAUAAGCAUAUUGAAGAAAUAAAAAAUGAAACUAUGAAUAAAAUAAAUUAUCAAGAUUUAUAUUUAGAUUGUUGGGGGGCCUGUAAAAAUCCCCCCGAACACCAAGCCUACAUAAAGAAAACAGUAGGCAAUAAUCAUUAUUGUCGCAAUUGUGGAAAAGUAGGAGGAAAAGUAGAAAUAGAUGUGUUUGAUAUUAGAGUUUGUGCUGAAAAGAUAAAAAGUGAUGAUUAUAAAUAUUGUGGUAGUUCCAUAAGAAAAUUAACUUAA